Messenger RNA from Procambarus clarkii (red swamp crayfish), 585 nucleotides. NCBI's taxonomy places the organism in Eukaryota, Metazoa, Arthropoda, Malacostraca, Decapoda, Cambaridae. The record is from RefSeq and is a predicted model, not a curated record.
AUGACUAAAGUGGGCCAAGCGAUUCGAAAUGGGAGUCAGGUUAUCCAGAUUGAUCAGAGGAGGCUCAGGGAGGCUCCGAGAGGCUCCAAGAGGCUUGGAGACGCUCAGGGAGGCUCCGAGAGGCUCCAAGAGGCUCCGAGAGGCUCCAAGAGGCUUGGAGAGGCUCAGGGAGGUUUGGAGAGGCUCAGGGAGGCUCCGAGAAGCUCCAAGAGGCUUGGAGAGGCUCCAAGAGGCUUGGAGAGGCUCCAAGAGGCUUGGAGAGGCUCAGGGACGCUCCGAGAGGCUCCAAGAGGCUCGAGAACGCUUCAAGAGGCUCAGGAACACACUCAAGAGGCUCGAGGAGGCUCCAAGAGGCCUCGAGAGGCACUGGGAAGCUCCAAGAGGCUCAGGAACAUUCCAAGAGGCUCGGGGAGGCUCCAAGAGGCUCCAAGAGGCUCGGGGAUGCUCCAAGAGGCUCUGGAAGGCUCUGGAAGGCUCUGGGAAGCUCUGGAAGGCUCCGAGAGGCUCCGAGAGGCUCUGGAAAGCUCCGAGAGGCUCUGGGAGAAAAGGCGAAUGCCAGAGGCGAGGCGGCGGCCCGAGGGGUGA